UUGCUAGCUGGAAGACCGUUACGACACAGAGAGCAGCUACAUGCCUGGUUAGCCAAACUAGCUUCUUAGCAAGUCGCCAAGGCUUUAGAGGACAAGAUAUGGCUAGAUUGAAGAUGCUUUUGAUAUUGCAUUCUGUGAUGAUACUUUGCCUGCUUGUGGCUGGCCCGGUGGAACCCGCUGCUGAAUUUGACCCUUACAAGACUCUAGGUGUCACUAGAAGUGCAAGUCAGGCUGAAAUAAAGAAAGCAUAUAAGCGCCUAGCCAAAGAGUGGCAUCCAGACAAAAACAAAAACCCUGAAGCAGAAGAUAUGUUCAUAAGGAUUACUAAAUCAUAUGAGAUUUUAUCGAACGAGGAGAAGAGAGCAAACUAUGAUCGCUAUGGGCAGGCUGAAGACAGUCAGCCUCACGGACACAGCCACCAUGGCUUCCGUCACUUCCAUGACAACUUCUACUUUGAAGAGUCCUUCUUCCACUUUCCCUUCAAUAACAAGGGAGGCCGGGAUUUUGCUGACAGCAAGUAUAAUCUCCACUUUAACCAGUAUGUCAAUGACGUCGUGCCAGACAGCUUCAAACGACCCUACCUCGUCAAGAUCACUUCAGACUGGUGUUUUAGCUGCAUCCACAUUGAACCUGUUUGGAAAGAAACGGUGCAAGAACUGGAACCUCUUGGGGUUGGAAUUGGCGUGGUGGAUGUUGGCUAUGAGCGACGCUUGGCUAAUCAUUUGGGAGCACAUCGUACCCCAUCCAUACUUGGUGUGAUCAAUGGCAAAGUGACAUUUUUCCACUAUGCCGUAGUCAAGGAGCACCUUCGCCAAUUUGUAGAGGACCUCCUCCCACAAAGACUAGUUGAGAAGGUCACUGACAGAAAUGACCAUCAGUUUUUGAACAGCUGGCAUGAGGUCAACAAACCACAUGUUCUAUUAUUUGAUCAAGUCUCUGUCGUUCCUCUUCUCUACAAGCUGACUGCAUUUGCCUAUAAGGAUUAUGUGCAGUUUGGUUAUGUGGACCAAGGCCUUGCAGAGACAGCCAAUUUGGUUAAACAAUUCAAUAUAAACACCUAUGCCCCAACCAUGCUUGUCUUCAAAGAGAAUAUAGACAAACCAGCUGACAUAAUACAGGCUAAAGGGAUGAAAAAGCAAAUAAUUGACGAAUUCAUCUCAAACAACAAGUUCCUCCUUGCUCCUCGUCUGGUGAACCAGAAACUCUUUGAUGAGCUUUGUCCAGUCAAACAGUUCCAUCGACGCAGAAAAUACUGUGUCCUGUUGAUCACUGGUGAAGAGGAGUCAUUUGCCACAGGAAAUAAGGCCUUCCUUGCUUUAGCUUCAGCCAAUACCAAGGAUGUUCUGAGGUUUGCUUAUGUCUACCAGCGUCAGCAGCAACAGCUGUGUGACAUUCUCUUGAAGAACAAGGACAGCCCUCCCCCACAGGUGGUGAUUCUGGAGCGACGUAAUGGAGCAGGGAAGGUCCUGUAUAAGCCUGUGCUGGGAGGCUGGAACGGGAGCGAGGAGGAUAAAAACCGGCUGCUGGAGGAGCUGGAACGCUUGCAGAAAGACCCAUCCAUUCUGAUCUAUGAUGCCAUGCUGCCUGAACUCAACAAUGAGUUUGCCUCUAUGUUUCUCAUACGAUGGAUUUACACAGCCUAUGAUUACCUGUCUGAAAUUAUAGAUGAUCUUCUGCAUAAUAACUGGCGUGAAAUGAUGCCACUCCUUUCACUGAUUUUCUCUGCACUCUUCAUCCUGUUUGGCACAGUGGUUAUCCAGGCUUUUAGUGACUCCAGUGAAGAGAAACAAUCAAAGCCAAAGACCAAAGAACCAUUAAAGACAGAGAAUGGGUCCCCAGGCACUGCUAAUACUUCAAGUCGCCCACCGAAGAAGAACUUUGUAGAGGUAACUGAACUGACUGAUGUGACUUACAUGAGUAACCUGGUGAAACUGAGACCUGGACACAUCAACGUGGUGUUAGUGCUUACUGAUGCCACUAAGAACAUUCUGCUCAGCAAGUUUGCCAAGGAGGUGUACUCUUUCACUGGGAGCCUGACAUUGCAUUUCUCCUUCCUGAACGUGGACAAGCACAACGAAUGGAUGUCCACGCUCAUGGAGUUUGCACAAGACGCCAUGCAGAUGGACACGGACGAAGACGAGGGUGGAAAUCGCAAAAUGGACUACACGGGGUACGUGCUGGCUCUCAACGGCCACAAGAAAUACCUGUGCCUUUUCAAACCCGUCUACACGGGCGAGGACCUGGACGGCAAAGCGGACGAGGACACAGGUGGCGCCAGGUCAAAGUCAGGUUCACGGGACGAGCACCAACAUCGGAAAGGCAUGACACGUUCACGCUCCACCUCCCUCCAGAUCCACCACAAACUGGACCGACUGGGCCUGUGGAUGGAGCGACUGAUGGAGGGCACCCUUCCUCGAUACUACAUUCCCGCCUGGCCCGGACUGGACAAAAUCACCGUCAGUAAAUAG
Molecule: messenger RNA, 2468 nt
Organism: Chanos chanos (milkfish)
Lineage: Eukaryota; Metazoa; Chordata; Actinopteri; Gonorynchiformes; Chanidae
Gene: dnajc16
Product: DnaJ (Hsp40) homolog, subfamily C, member 16
Exons: 15
Coding region: 99-2468 (789 amino acids)
Source: RefSeq, a predicted model, not a curated record